This is a messenger RNA of Paramecium sonneborni, 473 nucleotides long. The record is from the annotation of a GenBank genome assembly. NCBI's taxonomy places the organism in Eukaryota, Ciliophora, Oligohymenophorea, Peniculida, Parameciidae.
AUGUUUAUAAACAAAUUCAUAUAUGUAUACUUUAUCACAGUGACAAUAAUCUAUGGAUUGACAGCCUUUGGAUUCUUAUUAAAGUAAUUAAAUCCAGUCUAAAAAGUAAUAUUAUAGAAUAAUAAAAAGGCUUUGUCUAAAAUUUUAAGAUAAUAACCAUUUUAUGAAACAUUGAAAUUCGGGUAUGGUAUUAUCAGCUUUGGAAUAUUUAUUUUGUGGGUUUAUAAUUUUGAUCAAGUUAAAAAGCAACUUGAACAUCUUAAUUUACAUAUAGAUAAAACUUCAUUAGAUUACAUUGAAGAUAAAGAAGAUUUAUACAGAGAUGAAAGAAAUCUUUAUCUUUAUGGAGGUGCAUUUUUUGUCACAUUAGCUAAUUUAAGAAUAUUAAGUCUAAUACAUGAUUAUUAUGAAUCUUAAGAUAGGAUAGAGAAAACAGAAAAAAAAUUAAAGGAAUAAUGAAUAAAAUAAAAAAU